This is a messenger RNA of Linum tenue, 2112 nucleotides long. The record is from the annotation of a GenBank genome assembly. NCBI's taxonomy places the organism in Eukaryota, Viridiplantae, Streptophyta, Magnoliopsida, Malpighiales, Linaceae.
AUGGAGGUUCCAUUAUUGCGCUACCACUGCCUUUCUCGGGAUCAAAUUAGGAGCAACUGUGGUUUCCCUUCCUCCUCAGAUCAUAGAUCUCUGUUUCCUGGGUAUCGUUCCUCAAUCUACGAGGGCAUCUGGAGGAAACCAUUUGGUAGAUUCCGGUGUGCUUCUUCACUAAAUCCGGGACUAAAACCUCGUCCUAUCCCAAUUCCUACCAGAAUCGAUAAUGAUGUGAAUGAAAUUGUCGAAUUUGACGAUGCCCGGAUGAAAAAACCGAGUGCUUCACUCUGUAGUCAGAUAGAGAAGUUAGUCCUGUGCGGAAGGUAUAGACAAGCGCUUGAUUUGUUUGAGAUAUUUGAGCUUGAAGGUGGGUUUGAUGUCGAUGGGGAUACAUAUGAUGCGCUAAUCAGAGCUUGUAUAGGGUUAAGAUCUGUUCGAGGAGUCAAGAGGAUAUACCAUUACAUGAAAUCUAAUGGGUUUGAACCUGAUCUCUACAUGAGAAACAGAGUGCUGCUCAUGCAUAUAAAAAGUGGCCUGAUGGAGGAAGCACGCCUUUUAUUUGAUGAAAUGCCAGAAAAGAAUCUAGUUUCAUGGACUACAAUCAUGGGUGGGCUUCUAGAUAUUGGAGAGUACUUGGAGGCGUUUAGAUUAUUCCUGCUUAUGUGGGAAGAUUUUUCCGAAGGUGAUCCACGCUUGUUUUCCACAACGAUCAGAGCUUGCACCGGACUUGGAUCAGUCUCUAUCGGGAAGCAAUUACAUGCCUGUAUGCUGAAAAUGGGAGCGGUGCACAACAUAUUCAUUUCUUGUUCGCUUAUCGAUAUGUAUAGCAAGUGUGGUGCUAUAGAAGAUGCUCGUUUUAUUUUUGAGGAUAUGCCAGAGAAAACAACUGUAGGAUGGAAUACAAUGAUUACUGGGUAUGCCCUUCAUGGUUACAGUGAAGAAGCUGUGGACAUGUUCUUCCAAAUGAGUGAUUCUGGUGUUAAAAUGGAUCACUUCACGAUUUCACUAAUCGUGAGGGUAUGUGCAAGGUUGGCUUCUUUGGAUUAUGCUAAGCAAGCACACGCUGCUUUAUACCGACAGAACUUUGGAUCAGAUAUGGUGGCAAAUACAACACUUGUAGACUUGUAUAGCAAAUGGGGGAGAAUAGAAUAUGCUCGGCAUGUUUUCGAGCAGAUGCCUUGUAAGAAUGUGCUUUCCUGGAAUGCGCUGAUCUCCGGAUACAGUAACCGCGGUCAAGGCAGUGAAGCAAUUGAGUUGUUCGACCGAAUGAUCCACGAAAAAAUGAGGCCGACUCACAUUACAUUUCAUGCUGUACUAUCUGCUUGUUGCUAUUCUGAUUUAUCAGUACAAGGGUGGGAAAUAUUUAAAUCAAUGGAGACUGAUCAUGGGAUCAAGCCACGGGCAAUGCACUAUGCAAUCAUGAUCGAACUACUGGGUAGAGACGGGUUGAUUGAUGAAGCUUUUGCUUUGCUCAGAGGAGCUCCCUUCAACCCCACAGUAAACAUGUGGGCUGCACUUGUAACAGCUUGUCGAAUGGAGGAAAAUUUGGAGCUUGGAAGAUAUGCAGCUGAGAAGCUCUAUGGAAUGGAACCGGAAAAGUUGAACAAUUACAUUGUUCUUCUCAACAUAUAUAAGAGUUCUUCUGGCAGCUCAAAGGAAGCAGCUGCUGCAAUCCUCAACACCAUAAGAAGAAAGGGUAUGAAUAUUCUUCCAGCUUGUAGUUGGAUUGAAGUAGGAAGACGGGUGCAUGUUCUCCACUUUGGAGAUAAGUCUCAUCCACAAAGCAAGGAGGUUCAUGAGAAGGUGGAUGAGCUGAUCAAGCAGAUAUCCAAACAUGGGUAUGCUCCUGGGGAGAAAACGGUGCUUCCGGAUGUAGAUGAAAUAGACCAGAAGAAGAAACUGGGGUAUCAUAGUGAGAUGUUGGCUGUGGGUUUAGGGGUGAUGAGCAGUCCUUGGUGGAAGCAGUUGCAGGUGGUUCAGGGUCACAGGAUCUGUGGUGACUGUCAUGAAGCAAUCAAGUUGAUAUCAAUGUUGAAGAGGAGGGAAAUUAUAGUCAGAGAUGCCAGUAGAUUCCAUCAUUUCAGUGACGGUCAUUGUUCCUGUGGGGAUUACUGGUGA